Messenger RNA from Symbiodinium necroappetens, 5433 nucleotides. NCBI's taxonomy places the organism in Eukaryota, Dinophyceae, Suessiales, Symbiodiniaceae. The record is from the annotation of a GenBank genome assembly.
AUGUUUCUGGAAGCACAGGAGAUGAUGGGUCAAGGCUUUCCGAGCUCCAGUGCCGAUGUUCAGAGCUGGGUGGUGCAAGAGGAUGGGCUCUUCCGUGCUGCUUUUGGCGCGCACGUGACUGAGCCGUGGAACCGGGAGCGGCUGUAUCUCCAGCUCGAGCGGUCUGUCCUUGCCAAGCCGGGGCCGACCUUGGAUGAGCGCGCACAAGAAUUGCGCUCGGAUGAAGAUCGCGAGAUGCUGGGCUCGGGUCUUUGCGCACCCCGGCUUGCCCCUCUGGAGGAAGUCUACUGGCUGAAUAAGUUGGGCCUGCGCUUCAGAUCGCAAGUGAAGUCGAAAAGGCGGCAUCUGGUGGCCAGUCAUCUCUACGAGCUGCGCCUGGACGUAAGCCGAAUCUCGCUGUUUCAAACUCCGCUGGCAUCCCGAGACCUGGCAAGAAGGGCCAGUUCUCUGGAUGCCUUGGACAGUCGCGAGACACGGGUUGCAGGUGAACUCCAGGAGCUCUUCCUCCGGUACCAGAAAGAGAUGGAGAGUCAUGUCGUGGCGCAGCUUGACAGUCGUUUGGACAUGCUCGUGGAGCGCGGCAAAGCAUUGCGCACCGCUUUGUUCGAGGCCGAAGCGCUCCCCAGCGAUGCGCAGGCCACGCAGGCCUCCCAGGCCGUGCAGGCAGCCAGAGAAGCCUACCGGAGCAACCUCCAGGAAAGGAAGAAAGUGCGUGCCAGGCGAGACGAGAAGGAAGCCUUUUUCGAGCAAGUCUGCAAGAAUCUCUACGGCAAAUGGCGGGAACUGCGACAAGUGCGACAGGAUUUCGGCUUCGUCUCCACCCCGUGGCGCCUGACAGCGCAGCCUCAGGAGCAUGACCUCUCGGCCGACACUGAACGAAGGGCGCGGAAUGUGGAUGCGGAGAUAGAGGAGAGCAGCUAUCUACAAGGUUUCGCAGCUGAGCAAGAGCGUGACCGAGUUCAGAACAAGUGGGACAUGGCAAAGCGCGGGCCAGGCCAGCCAUCCUACCGCUUCGAACUCUCAGCCACCGUGGAAAUGACGUCUGCCGAGGCAUUGCGGUCACGUGCCUACGAUGGGAUCGUCGGCGAUGCAGAUGCCUCUGCGGCUGCGGAGGAGCUGGAUCGCCGGCAUCUUGCCAGCCGCGUGCGAGUUUGCGUGGAGUGCCGGGUGAGUGACCGGGUUGUGGGGAGAAGUCCCUCCAUGUCCAUCAGUUGGGACACUGGCAGCACUUCUUCAGCCGCAGCCUUGCUGGAAGAGGUUCCUGGAACUCUGCCAGGGGUGCCUGACUCCAUUCGGCCCGUGCAUAGCUUCAACCUUGCAGUGCACGUAAUGCCCCAGAACAUCUCUCUGCUGGUCUACGUUUCGGCAGGAGGUUGGUGGCCUCGUUGGCACGCUGCUCGGGAGGUUCAGUUAGACAUUCCGAGCCCAGAGGCCAGAAGAGUGACGCAUGCGGCGGUUCUCGAGCAGCGUCUCCUCUUUGGGCCAGGAAUGGAUGAUCUCGGCGAGGAGGAUGGUCUGCUGUCCCAGACUUUCAAAGGUGAAGUGGCCGUGUGCGUCUCCUGGCCUGGAGGAGGUCGAGGUGAUUAUGUCGUGCCACCACCAGCUCCAUUGAAUGCAGAAGGCCAGCCUGUGGCAAACUUGAAGUGUUUGCCAUGCUUCGGCUCCCGAUCUCCACUCUCGCAGAAGGAGGAGCCCAAGCCCGAAGAAGAGCUGGACAAGAUGCGAAUCGACAGUGAGGCUCCGGAAGUGGGGACAGCGUCUACGGAAUUUCGCGGGAAGGGACCAGAAGGAACACGGUUUGAAGACGCGCACCUCUGUCGACGCCGCCUCGGCAGCGAGGACCCGCAGGCUGGCCUGCUGCGUGGCCUGCGAGUGGAGAAGUUACUGCAGCGAGUGGAACGGGCAGGUAUGGACAGUGAGCGGCUUUUGGUUCCCGGCUUCGAAACCGAGGUGAGACAGGAGAAGGAAGCAAAGCAGGAACAGGAAGCAUCUGACACGAAAGCCGGAAAGCAAAAGGAAAGCGUGUACCAGAUGGACUUUCGCAAGAGGAUUGAGGAGCGAACCCGCAAGAUGGCGAUGGUGAAGACCCACAUGUCAUACAAGAGCAUAGUCCGCGAGUAUGGAGAGGAGGCAGAGGAAGGCAACUUGCUUGAGCUUCUUGAGCGCUUCCAGAAGAUGUUUCAGCCCAAGCACACAUUGCGGCCGUCGGGUGGGCGCAGGAGGUUUGAAAGCAGCGUGAAGAGCAUAUGGGUUCACAUUUCCUUGGCCAAAGUUUACGACGCCCCUCUGCGCUGGCAGCAAGAAGCAGUAGCACAGCAGUCUGCACCCCCUCCACCGCUCGGAGGCGUUCCAGGCUUGCAAACAUUCGGCGCUCCUAUUGCUGGGCCAGGACGCGGCUUUCAGUGGCCCCGACAGAUGGGCAGCCCCUUUGCUGGCUCAUCGGAAGGGGUGUUUGGGGCCACCCCUGCUGGAAUACAAACCCAGCAGUUGCCAGAAAUCGUGAUCGAGAUGACUCUUCAGGACUUCCAUGGAAAUCUUCUGUUCAAGCGGACCGAGCGAGCACAGCAAUCUACUGAUCCAGACAUCAAUCAGAUUCUGGAGCUUCCCCUCCACGCAGCUGGCAUAGCCGGAAAAGAGGAGCUCACCCAAGAGAAUCUGAUCAAAUAUAGCGGCGAGCUCACCAUAAACGUUUUCGAUGAACUGUCGCAGAGACUGCCCGGAAGUGGCCAGGAAGUGCGAGUUCGAACUCAAUUGCGCCACCUUGGCAAGUUCGUCUUGCCAUGGGAUACUCUGUAUGCUGCCAAGUGCAGCGUUAAGGGACACUUUCCCGUUGAUCAGCACGUGGUGCUCUUCGGAUACCGUCCCAAAUCAGAGAAGCAGCGCCCGCCCGCACCCGUACAAGCAGAAGGUGCUCCACCGCCGCCGCCAUCCAGCCAAGCCGCGAAGAUGAUGUGCCUGGGUCUGGAGGUCACGGUGGACCCUCCGCUCGAGCAUCCAACACGAGUGCAACCUCAGAUUACCCUGGGAAAGGAGCCCAACAUGAUGCUCAAACAUGUCCAGAAGUGGCACGAUUUGCUCAAGUCGCGGCGUGACUCACGUAUACUGGCAUUGGGCACGGAUGUUGAUGGUCGCUCGUGUCUGAUCUGCCGCUUCAUUCGGCCACAGAAGCCACCAGAUAUCCUGCCCGAAAAUCCGUUUGCAAUCGAAAUGGCUGCAAGAUACGUGUCGAUGAUUCCCUCGCUUCAGGACAAUGAAAUGUGGAACGUGGAAGACCUGUGGUGCACGGACCAAGAGUUCCUGGACAUUCAAUGUGGAGACUGGGAGGAGCAUUGCAUACUGUUGUGCAACUUUUUCAAUUACAUCGACCGCUAUCGACGGGAAUGCGUAGGAGGAUACAGCACCUCAGACAUUCAGUCCUACUGUGUAAUCUGCGACUUAAUGCCGGAGGGGGAAGCCGUCGUGGUAUUGCGAAAGGACAUGCAGUCAGGGAAUUGUGAAUUCUGGCAUGCGCUGAAGGGCCGAUGUCCUUCGCUAUUUCUUGCCAGCAGCUGCCGCGAAGCAACGCACGUGCCCCAUGCAGAGACUUUGGUAGAUCUCGCUGUGAGAUGUCGGCUUCAGGCCUGUGACGAGGCCCUGAUGCAGGCCUGGGCCUGGAGGCCCCUGGCCUCUGCCUCUCCCUCUCCUGGUCGGCCACGUUCCAUCCAGAGUGAGAACUUCAACUGGCGGCCAAAUGUGCUUAGUCUUAGCAAGGCAAAGAGGGGGAGGUUGAGUGACGGAAGGCUUCUGUCACGGAAGUCUGCAGCCCAGGGCAGCGUUACAGAGGCUUCAAAGCUUGGCGCCAUGACAUUGUGGACCUUGCUUGCCAUAUCCUCUUUGAACCUCAUGAGCUUCACGGCGAUGUUUCCGAUUACGCCUAUGCUCAUGAAGCGUUACUCCAUGAAGUCGGAGAUUGGGGUCGGCUUGGUGGCAUCGAUUCUGAGCGACUUCAUUGGCCGCAGGAAGGUACUGUUCAUGGCCUUGCUGGGAGGUGUGGUUGGCUCUGCCCUGCAGGGUGUGGCCAUAGCAUGCUGUUGGCCCUUUGCAGCUUUCCUCGUCGUCAGAGGUGUGUCCGGAAUGUUCAGCGGAAUUGUACCCGUGGUGAAGGCCUACAUAGUGGAUGCCUUCGAUGCAGAAGAGGUCCCUAAGGUCUUGGCAUACAGAGAAGCGGCUGGGACAAUGGCGUUCAUCAUUGGCCCAGCUCUUGGGGGAGCGCUCGCCUCCAGGAGAACUGUCCUGGCGCUGAAAGUUCUUCCGGAACCGAUCCAGCGAAGGAGUGGAAAAGGGCCAAAGAAGUCCACCACUUCUACUGGGACAAGAUCUCCUGUGUUAGCUGUGACCUUGCUGUUCUGUUCGACUUGUUUUCAUGCCUACUUCCCACUUCUCUUGGCGCGCCGAUAUGCGCUUGCCCUCACAAACAUGGGAGCUGUGCUCACGGGCAUCUCCUUGACAAUAGCUGCGGUGCAGAUAGCCGGCUUCGAACGCUGCCGCCAAAGACAUGGGCUGGAGAUCACGAUGGUCCUUGGUGCAUUGCUGGUUCUGGCCGGGCUGGGUGCUCUCUUCAGCCUUCCUGUCGGCACUUCCCUGGCCGGAGUCUUCACAUGUGGUGCCGUGUACGGUGCAGGCUGCGCGCUUGUCUCGCCGGCUCUGCCCUCGCUCUUAGUACAGACGGCCCCACAGGGCCGAUGUGGCGCCCUCUUGGGCAUCGACUCGGCCAUCGUGAACUUCGGACGGAUUGUGGCCCCAUCGGUCUUCGGCCUGCUGUAUCGAAGUGAUCAAGAGUUCACCCGGACCGUUCUGGCAUCCAAGAUAGUCGCAGUUGCCAGUACAGUUGGCUUUCUGGCCUUGUUUCUAAAGCGCCAUCCCGUUGGAGUCUGUGUCCUCGUGGUACCGAAGGGGCUUGGAGCUCGGAAGCGUCCUUUCGGACUUUUCACCGAAGACGACGCAGCGCAGCCUGACACGCAGCAGGCAUCCGUGCUGAAGGCGAUGACCUCCAUACCGAUUCGGAAAGUGCACCUUGUGUUCAACGCGGACAACGUCUGGGCCAACCUCCAAAGCGAGCGGGCUAAAAGUGCCCACAAAGGGGUUGCAGCCUUGUCCUGGGAUCUUGACGAUGCAAGACGCUGGAAGCCGCUGUUUGCACGCGGGCGUGAGGAUUUGAGGAGGUUAUCGGGACUUCCACCAGAUCCGACAGGUGAGGAUGCUCUCGUCAGAGAUCUCUCCAAAGAGUGGCGCUUAGAGGAUCCGUCCCAGGCGCUGACCUUCCAGCCGAAGGAUGAGCCACAGGCUGCACGCUUAGAGAACAUUUUCCAGCUGCAGCUGGAGCAAGACAUCAUCGAUCAUCGCGCCGGUCUCAAAGGACAGCAGGAGCACAAAGUUCAACCAUGUUAUCGCUGA